Messenger RNA from Sesamum indicum (sesame), 1742 nucleotides. Its product is annotated as 3-ketoacyl-CoA synthase 5. The record is from RefSeq and is a predicted model, not a curated record. Gene Ontology annotation, molecular function: acyltransferase activity, transferring groups other than amino-acyl groups. Gene Ontology annotation, biological process: fatty acid biosynthetic process. Lineage: Eukaryota; Viridiplantae; Streptophyta; Magnoliopsida; Lamiales; Pedaliaceae. Gene Ontology annotation, cellular component: membrane.
UAUUUGAGUCGAAAAUACUAUUUCAUUUUCUACUUUAUUAUCAAUUAUGUAUAUAAAUUCAUGAACACCACACACAUUUAUCAAUUGCAUCGAUACAACAAGAAACAACUAGAGAAAAACUCAACAGCAUUAUUGCCUUCAAACACGAUGUCCCGAAACAGCAACACAGCCAUUUCAGACAAGCUUCUACUAGCCCAAAUGGUCUCUUUGUUCACUCAACUCAUCAACUUAUCACUUCUUGUCAUCUUCUUCUUUUUACAAUCUUUAUUCAUCAUCCAGAAAAGAGAUCCCAUCUACCAUUUUCUUGCUGCAUCAUGUUUCCUUCUUUUCGUCGUUGCGAAACGCUACGUUUCCACCCCAUCAACCGUAUACUUGGUCGAUUUUUCAUGCUUUAAACCUCCAAACUUCUGCAGGGUACCAUUUUCGACCUACAUCGAACAUGCCCGGAUGCUUGAUUUUCUUGACGAAGAAAGCGUAGCCUUCAUGGCUAAAGUCCUCAAACAUUCAGGCCAAGGCGAGCAGACCUAUAUCCCACCAGCCAUACACUACAUCCCACCAAAAUCAGGCCACCAAGAAGCCCUCAAAGAAGCCCACAUGGUCCUCUUCCCUGUAGUUGAAGACCUUUUAUCCAAAACCAACACUUCGCCACAAGAAAUCGACAUCCUCAUCGUUAACUGCAGCGGCUUCUGCCCUGCCCCCUCGCUUUCUUCCAUUAUAGUCAACAAAUACUCCAUGAGAGAAGAUAUCAGGAGCUUCACAAUCAGUGGAAUGGGGUGCAGCGCGAGUGCACUGGCCAUUGACAUGGCUCAAAACAUAUUCAAAACGCACAAAAACUCCAAUGCGCUGAUCCUCAGCACCGAAAUCCUGUCGACGGGCUGGUACCCUGGAAAAGAGCAGCCCAUGAUGGUUCUCAACUGCCUUUUCCGCAUGGGGGCGGCAGCAAUUCUUGUCACUAACAAAAGAGAAGCGAAGAAAACAGCCAAGUAUAAGCUGCUUUACACUCACAGGAGCCAAAGAGCAUUUGAUGAUAAGGGAUACUACUCAGCCAUCCGGGAGGAGGAUUCUGAUGGAGUCACUGGAGUUACACUCAGGAGGGACUUAUUGCAGGUGGCCGGAGAAACCCUCCGGGCGAACAUUGCAGUACUGGGGUCAAAAUUCUUGCCGUACACAGAAAUGAUACUAUACGCUUUGUCGAUCUUCAAGAAGAAGUACUUGAACAAGUCAACAGAAAUUUACGUGCCGAAUUUUAAGAGGGUGGUGCAGCACUUCUGCCUACCGACAUCGGGCAAGCCGGUGAUUCGGGAGAUAGGGAAGGGAUUGAGGCUGGGGGAGAGGGAGAUGGAGCCAGCACUAAUGACGCUGCACAGGUUUGGAAAUCAGUCGUCCUCUUCAUUGUGGUAUGAGCUUUCUUACAUGGAAGCUAAGGAAAGAGUUAAGAAAGGUGACAGGGUGUGGCAGCUGGGAAUGGGAAGUGGGCCUAAGUGCAACACCCUGGUUUGGGAGUGCAUCAGACCCAUUGUUGGGGAAGCCCAGAAAGGAGUAUGGGCUGAUAGCAUCCACAGCUACCCAGUCUCGACUGUCCAUCAAAAUUCAUUGAAUUUGUGAGAACAUGUGGUUGAUGAAUUCAUACUUCAUUUUUGGCUGUCUUCAACUAAUAUUUUUGCUUUUUGUUUGGAAAUAUGGUUGUAGUAUCUACGUUGUAUAUGUUUUUCUUUCAACUAUGUUCUUCUGUUUUGGUUUCA